AAAGGCAGUGAUCCAAAUUCGUACGCCUGCUCUUCAAAUACUACUCCCCUGUUCCUGCCACAUGGUAUUUUCUUUUGUCUGGCUACGAAGAAGCGUGCGACGCUAAUCACUUACUGGUCGCUGACGUGUCGUGCUCUCGUAUUGUCCAUCAGACGUCUCGGUACCUACUCGCGCAGCUUCGAAAAUAGCUGAAUGGUGUGCUGCGUCUAUGCCAAGCAAGGUCUACGGAGUCAACUUGGGUUCCUGGUUGGUCCUUGAAUCGUGGAUGCUCCCACAAGAAUGGCUCAACAUGGGCGGACAAUCUUGUUCUGAUUGCUCGACAUGCAUUGCUGAUGAAUUCUCUUUUGCUGAGGCUUUUCCGGACACCGUUGAUGCAAUUUUCAAGACCCAUUGGGAGACUUGGUUUAAUCAAACUGAUGUGUCUACUCUGAAGAAUCUCGGCAUAAAUACUGUUCGCAUCCCGCUUGGAUACUGGAUCGUGGAACAGCUGGUCAACCGACAAACAGAAUUUUAUCCUCGCGGAGGUUUGGAGCAGCUCAUACGUGGCUUGGAACAACUACACGCGGCUGGAAUUGUUGCGAUCCUCGAUCACCAUGCUCUUCCCGGAGUGCAGACUCCAAACCAAAUGUUCACUGGGCACUGCACGAGCGACGUGGAGUUUUAUACAUCCCCCAACUACCUACGCGCUUUGACGUGGGCCGGUGUCAUGACCGCUCUUUCUCAUCUUCACCCAGCUUUCGCACCAGUUUUCGCAAUUGAGGCAGUUAACGAACCCAUUAUGGACGCAGCUCAAACACCGGGAUAUGGUGCAUAUCAAGAAAAUUUUGUCACUGUUGUACGUGGAGUAGAGGCCGCUGUGGGAGUCAAGACGCAAGGCUUGGAUAGCCCACAGACUACGGCAAAUGCAUCGCAGGCCAUUCUUGAUUUCGCUUCUGCACAGAGCAACAUUCGUUUCAAUUCCGACGUGAAGACCGCAAUGGGAAAUGCUGCAAGCAUCCUUGAGCAGAUCGCCUCCGAUGAUAACACGCAGUUCAAUCUUAAAGGAUCAGGACAUGGGCAAACGCCCUUGGUCACCAACUUCAUGGAUGUGAACUGGCAGAACGACAAUCCUCCAAACCCUGCCGCCGCUGCAUGGGGGCCGCAGGCCUACGAUAAUCAUCUUUACUACGUUUUUGGCGGUGUCGCAGCCGCAGAUCCUGAGGACUACAUGGUGUCCAUCUGUAAUUUGGGACGUGUCCAGGCUGAUGCAGCGCUCGGAGACAGUCCUCUCUGGUUCGGAGAAUGGGGGCUUCCCACUCAGUUUGACGCUACGGACAUGUUUCUUCAGGAAUGGGCCGAUGCCCAAAAGCUAGCAUAUAGUAAAGGCGCCGGUUGGAUUUUCUGGAACUUCAAAGUAGAGCAUUCUGAGUUGGCAGGAAAUCUCUCCAGGGAAUGGUCUUAUAUAGAUGGUGUCGAGUUUGGUUAUCUUACUAAAGAUCCAUCCACGGUUCAUAACACAAGCGUCUGCGCUCCUUUUGUCACAAGCAGCUAGCUCAAAUAGCAUAUCUCAUUGUAAAGUACUACUUAGCUGGUAUUUACAUGUCACUCGAACGAUUUAUAUUUGUAAUGGAAUUGAGACCAAUUUUUAUACAUGAAUCCAUUCAAGU
Molecule: messenger RNA, 1646 nt
Organism: Lentinula edodes (shiitake mushroom)
Lineage: Eukaryota; Fungi; Basidiomycota; Agaricomycetes; Agaricales; Omphalotaceae
Product: glycoside hydrolase family 5 protein
Exons: 18
Coding region: 209-1531 (440 amino acids)
Biological process (GO): glucan catabolic process
Cellular component (GO): extracellular region; cell surface
Molecular function (GO): beta-glucosidase activity
Source: RefSeq, a predicted model, not a curated record